AUGCCAUACAGGCCAUAUGUCCCCUUCACUACCAGCACUUCACAUGAGGGGCGACAUUCUGGCCACACCCCGUGCCAUGUACUCCAAUCAAACAAAUCCCCUUCUGAUUCGACAUUUGCCAGCUCUCCCUAUCGCUCCACCAGAUCACUCUCACAUGAUGCCACUCCAUUUGAACAUCCAUUGAGUCCAAUACCCAUGUCUCCAGUCACCACUACACAUCUUGAUGCACCAGCUGCAAUUACCAUUCCUGAAGAGUCCAUGGACAAUGAAUCUCUGAUCACAGCCAAUGAUGACAUUGCAAUGGAUCAAGACAUGUCAAGUGCUGCUCCUCCGUUUUCUCUAAACUGUUCACCACCAGCUCACCAUCCACCUACAAUAACUCCCCCACAACAGAGACAUCUGCCAUUUCUGCCUGCCUUGGGACAUUAUCUAGGUCAGCUAUUACAUGACCAGUUUGCUGAACUGUCUGACAAGGUAGUGGCACCAGCUCUCAGGAAUGCAGUCAACACCAUGAUGCCAGCUAUGAUUGAACAGAUAGCAGGCAAAAUUAGGGGUAUCACUUCCACUUGCUCUCACAAAAUUUGCAGCCAGAAACACUCUGGAGCAGUGGUGGAAGAUACCAAGCCUGAAUGUGAGGACAAUCUAAUGCCGUCCUCAUGCAGGAAGCACCCUGGAAAGCAGGGUACCAUGAAUCAUCUACAUGCAUGUCCAGUGAAUUUCGUGUGA
Molecule: messenger RNA, 726 nt
Organism: Suillus bovinus
Lineage: Eukaryota; Fungi; Basidiomycota; Agaricomycetes; Boletales; Suillaceae
Exons: 1
Coding region: 1-726 (241 amino acids)
Source: RefSeq, a predicted model, not a curated record